AUGGGGGAUGUGAAACUGGUGACAUCUACUCGAGUCUCCAAAACCUCCUUGACGCUCAGCCCCCCUGUCCCUGCUGAAGCACCAGCAUUUACUCUUCCUCCUCGCAAUAUCCGAGUGCAGCUGGGAGCCACUGCAAGAUUUGAGGGGAAGGUCAGAGGCUACCCCGAGCCUCAGAUCACGUGGUACAGAAAUGGGCAUCCUGUCCCAGAGGGAGACCAUUAUGUCGUGGACCGCAGCAUUCGGGGGAUAUUCAGCUUGGUAAUCAAGGGUGUGCAGGAAGGUGAUGGUGGUAAAUACACCUGCGAGGCUGCAAAUGAUGGUGGGGUUCGUCAGGUGACUGUGGAACUGACAGUGGAAGGAAACUCCUUGAAGAAAUACAGCCUGCCAUCCAGUGCCAAAACCCUUGGGGGAAGAAUUACUGUUCCGUCUGUGGAGCAUAGGCCAAGCAUCUGGGGAGAGAGUCCACCCAAGUUUGCUACAAAACCCAAUAGAGUUGUUGUGCGUGAAGGCCAAACAGGCAAAUUCUCAUGUAAAAUAACAGGACGACCUCAGCCUCAAGUAACUUGGUUUAAGGGUGAUAUUCAGCUGCAGCAAAAUGAGCGUUUCAACAUGUUUGAGAAAACAGGCAUCCAAUUCUUGGAAAUCCAAAAUGCUCAGCUUGCUGAUUCAGGAAUUUACACGUGCACAGUGGUAAACAGCGCUGGGAAGGCAUCUGUGUCUGCAGAGCUCACUGUUCAAGGUCCAGAUAAGACUGAAACUUACACUCAGCCACCAUGCAUACCAUCAAAACCAACAACACUUGCUGUUAAAGCCUUUGAAAAUUCAGAAUUCAAGCAGGCAACUAGCAAUGGUUUUGCUAAGGAGAUAAAAUCCAGCAGCACUGAACACAUGGUGGUUGAAACCAAAGACGUCGUUUCAGCAAAGAAAGAGACCUUCUACAUCACCAGAGAAGCCAAAGACAGUAAGCAGGAGCAGCACCAAGAAGGCAAUGCAGUGUCUCCUCAAGAACUUAAAGAAGGAAAAAAGGGAUCUCAGGUCUUGCAGAAAACUUCAAGCACCAUCACACUACAAGCUGUCAAACUGCAACCAGAAGCAAAGGCAGAACCCCAGGCCACUUUUAUCAGACAGGGUGAAGACAGGAAAAGAGCUGUGCAGUCCCUCAUGUCAGCUCAACAGACCCCAUCUCUGACAGGGCAAGUCAGUCCAAGGAGCAGAGAUGCAGAAAACAGAUGUGAAGCCCAGAAUGCUGUACUGGAGGAGAAGAGGGAGCCUCUGGGAGUUCCCCCUCAGUUUGAGAGCCGUCCACAGAGUCUGGAAGCAUCAGAAGGCCAGGAGAUAAAAUUCAAGAGCAAAGUUUCAGGGAAACCAAAACCAGAUGUGGAGUGGUUCAAAGAGGGCGAACCUAUUAAAGCUGGAGAAGAUGUCCAGAUAUAUGAAGAAGAUGGAAUUCAUUGCCUAUGGUUAAAGAAAGCCUGCUUGGGGGACACUGGAUCUUACAACUGUGCAGCUUUCAACCCCAAAGGCCGGAUUUCUACCAGCUGGUUAUUAACUGUCAGAAGGCUUAAAGUUCAAGAGGUUGCUCCGUGCUUUUCCAGUGUCUUGAAAGGAUGCACUGUGAGUGAAGGGCAAGACUUUGUGCUGCAGUGCUGUGUAGGAGGUGUACCUGUGCCUCAGCUCACGUGGCUUCUCAAUGACCAACCAAUUCAGUAUGCACAUUCCACUUUUGAAGAUGGAGUUGCAAAAUUGACUGUCCAAGACGCCCUACCAGAAGAUGAUGGCAUUUAUACCUGUCUGGCUGAAAACAACAUGGGACAGGCAUCUUGCAGUGCUCAGGUCACAGUCAAAGAAAAGAAAAGCAGCAAGAAGGCAGAAAAAAGUGCACAGGCUGCUAAGUUAAACAAGACUUUUGCACCCAUCUUCCUUAAAGGCCUGAGUGACCUCAAAGUGAUGGAUGGAAGUCAAGUGAUAAUGACUGUGGAGGUAUCAGCUAACCCACCUCCUGAAAUUAUCUGGCUGCAUAAUGGCAAAGAAAUCCAGGAGACAGAAGAUUUCCACUUUGAGAAGAAAGGCAAUGAGUACAGUCUGUACAUCCAGGAAGUAUUUCCUGAAGACACAGGCAAAUACACCUGUGAAGCCUGGAAUGAAUUAGGAGAAACUCAAACCCAGGCUACAUUGACAGUACAAGAACCUCAGGAUGGUAUUCAGCCCUGGUUCAUUAGCAAACCAAGAUCAGUGACAGCAGCUCCUGGGCAAAAUGUCCUUAUAUCCUGUGCCAUUGCUGGAGAUCCCUUCCCCACUGUUCACUGGUUUAAAGAUGGGCAAGAAAUAAUGCCGGGAACAGCCUGUGAAAUGCUGCAAAAUGAAGACAUCUUCACACUGAUCUUGAGGAAUGUGCAGUCUCGUCAUGCAGGGCAAUAUGAAAUUCAGCUCAGGAACCAAGUUGGAGAAUGCAGCUGCCAGGUGUCUCUGAUGCUGCGGGAGAGUUCAUCUUCCAGAGCAGAAAUGCUCAGAGAUGGGAGGGAAUCAGCCAGCUCUGGAGAGCGAAGAGAUGGUGGAGAUCAUGGUAAACUAACAUUUGGUAGGACAAGUGGCUUCAAAAAGAACAGCAGUGAAACCAGAGCAGCUGAGGAAGAGCAGGAGGACGUCCGAGGUGUGCUGAAGAGGCGAGUGGAAACUCGGGAACACACAGAGGAGAGCCUGAGGCAGCAGGAAGCUGAGCAACUUGAUUUCCGUGACAUUUUAGGCAAGAAAGUCAGCACCAAAAGUUUUUCUGAGGAGGAACUGAAAGAAAUCCCAGCCGAGCAAAUGGACUUCCGAGCAAACCUGCAGCGGCAGGUCAAGCCCAAGACCUUGUCGGAAGAGGAAAGGAAAGUUCAUGCUCCUCAACAGGUGGACUUCCGCUCUGUGCUAGCCAAGAAAGGCACCCCAAAAACCCCAUUGCCAGAGAAGGUGCCACCUCCUAAACCAGCCAUUACAGAUUUCAGAUCUGUGCUGGGCUCAAAGAAAAAGCCACCUGCAGAGAAUGGCAGUGCAGGCACCCCAGCACCAAAUGCCCGCCCCAAUUCUGAAGCCCAGAAUGCGACCCCCAAUUCUCAAGCCCCCGUUGCUAAACCAGCAGUGAAAAAAGAAGAGAAGAAUGACAGAAACUGUGAACGUGGGUGCGCAGUGGUGGAUGGCGGAAUAAUUGGGAAAAAAGCUGAAAACAAAGCAGCAGCAAGCAAACCACCAGAAAGCAAAGGAACAGCACCCUCCUUCACAGAGAAGCUUCAGGAUGCUCAAGUAGUAGAUGGUGAAAAAUUGGUCUUACAAUGUCGGAUUUCCUCUGAUCCCCCUGCAGCUGUCACCUGGACUCUAGACAGCAAAGCCAUCAAAUCAUCCAAGUCCAUUGUCAUCUCCCAAGAAGGGACACUGUGUUCACUUACCAUUGAGAAGGCCAUGCCUGAAGAUGGAGGCGAAUACAAAUGCAUUGCUGAGAACGCAGCAGGAAAAGCUGAAUGUGUUUGCAAAGUGCUGGUAGAAGAUGCCUCAUCCACAAAGACCUCAAAGCCUACUGAGAAGAAGAAUAAGAAGCCUAAGACCACACUUCCCCCUGUGCUGCCAACAGAGAGCAGUGAAGCAACAGUGAAGAAGAAACCAGCCCCAAAGACUCCUCCAAAAGCAGCUACUCCUCCUCAGAUCACUCAGUUCCCAGAAGACAGAAAAGUCCGUGCAGGUGAAUCAGUGGAAUUGUUUGCCAAGGUGGUAGGAACGGCACCCAUAACUUGCACGUGGAUGAAAUUCCGUAAGCAGAUUGAAGAAAAUGAAUAUAUGAAAAUUGAGAAUGGUGAAAACAGCAGCAAGCUAACAAUAUCAUCGACAAAGCAGGAACACUGUGGAUGUUACACCCUAGUUGUAGAGAACAAGCUUGGCAGCAGACAAGCACAAGUCAACCUUACAGUUGUUG
Molecule: messenger RNA, 3943 nt
Organism: Mesitornis unicolor (brown roatelo)
Lineage: Eukaryota; Metazoa; Chordata; Aves; Mesitornithiformes; Mesitornithidae
Product: myosin light chain kinase, smooth muscle
Exons: 21
Source: RefSeq, a predicted model, not a curated record